AGCCACUUGUAAAACUUCUCUUCCUCUAAAAAUAAAAAAUAAAAUAUAAAAUUAAGAGUGCUUAUCUUUGGUACUAUACUGGAACUAGAAAGUGGAACCACAACAUUUCCAACUGAAAAAUCUUCCAUUGCAAAUUUACAGCUACACUAACCCUUCCCCUUCUCUGCUACUAUGACUGCGAAAACAUUUCUUCUCUCCCACUACAGUUAUUCUCCUCCCAAAUAUUCCAACUUCCGUCCAAGCAAUUUCAGUUUUCAUUCAUUCUACUAUACUAAUGGUAUGGGUCGUGGUCCAUUUCGAUAUGGGGAAGGGUUAGUUAAGAGGAAUAGUAAUAGUAACAGUAAUAGUUGGAAGGUGUGGGCUGAUGUCAAGUCAAAGCCCUUCAAAAUUACUGAAUCGUUAAAGAUUGAUGAUCCCAUCUCCGAUGUUUCAUCGAAAAAGAAAGAAGAUGAUGAAGGAGAUAACUUAUUGAUUGGUCUUCCUUGGUGGGAAGAGUUCCCAAAGCGUUGGAUCAUUGUGCUUCUUUGUUUCUCUGCUUUUCUUCUUUGCAAUAUGGAUAGAGUAAACAUGAGUAUUGCCAUACUUCCCAUGGCAUCCGAAUUUCAUUGGAGUCCUACCACUGUUGGUUUAAUACAAUCUUCAUUUUUCUGGGGUUAUCUUCUCACUCAGAUAGCAGGAGGUAUAUGGGCAGACACUGUUGGUGGGAAGGCUGUCUUAGGAUUUGGAGUAGUGUGGUGGUCUGUUGCUACAGUUCUCACGCCCAUUGCCGCAAAGCUUGGAUUGCCCUUCUUAUUUGUUGUUCGAGCUUUCAUGGGAAUUGGUGAGGGUGUUGCAAUGCCAGCAAUGAAUAACAUUCUCUCUAAAUGGGUUCCUAUAUCAGAAAGAAGUAGAUCUCUGGCACUGGUCUAUAGUGGAAUGUACCUUGGAUCUGUGACUGGCCUAGCAUUUUCACCAUUGCUGAUACAUAAAUUUGGCUGGCCUUCUGUCUUCUUUUCUUUUGGUUCUUUAGGCACUGUAUGGUUUGCAGUGUGGCUCAGUAAGGCAUACAGUUCACCCCUGGAUGAUCCUAUGCUACGGCCUGAUGAAAAAAACUUUAUUCUUAGUAGCAGUGUUUCCAAGGAACCUGUUAAAUCAAUCCCUUGGAAAUUGAUUCUAUCAAAGCCGCCUGUGUGGGCCUUGAUAGUGUCUCACUUCUGUCACAACUGGGGGACAUUUAUUCUUCUUACCUGGAUGCCAACAUAUUAUCACCAGGUAUUAAAGUUUAAUCUUACGGAAUCAGGACUUUUUGCCAUCUUGCCAUGGCUCACAAUGGCAAUAUCUGCAAAUAUUGGUGGGUGGAUUGCAGAUUCCCUGGUGAGGAGAGGCAUAUCGGUGACCGUAGUCAGAAAGGUUAUGCAAACAAUAGGGUUUCUUGGACCUGCUUUCUUUUUAACCCAGUUGAGCCAUGUUAACUCUCCUGCAAUGGCAGUUCUAUGUAUGGCAUGCAGUCAGUAUUUCCAGACUAAAGACCUUGGCAGAUUCAAAUACUUUCUAGGUAUUGAGGUUGCUCAGUCCAGCUCAGGACAGGGGGAGCCACUCAGUGAUCCUGGAAGGCAUAGGCGAUUGGUUGGAAAUUUGAAUUAUCUCACAGUGACUAGACCUGACAUCUCUUUUCCUGUGAGUGUUGUAAGUCAAUUUAUGACUUCCCCUUAUGAUAGUCAUUGGGAUGUAAUUGUUUGGAUUUUGCGAUAUAUAAAUUCAUCUCCAAGUAAAGGACUACUUUUCGAAGAUCGGGGUCAUGAGCAUAUCAUUGGAUAUAUAGAUGCUGAUUGGGCAGGAUCACCCUCUGAUAGACGUCCUACAUAUGGAUACUGUGUUUUAUUAGGAGGUAAUUUGGUGUCCUGGAAGAGUGAGAAACAGUGUCUGGUUGCUCGAUCUAGAGUCGAGGCAGAAUAUCGAGCAAUGGCUAUAGCAACUUGCGAGCUGGUUUGGAUCAAGCAAUUGCUGAGAGAAUUAAAAUUUGGAGAAACUGGUAAGAUGGAACUUGUACGUGAUAAUCAGGCAGCCCUUUAUAUUACAUCUAAUCCAGUGAUCCAUGAGAGGACCAAGCACAUAGAGAUUGAUUGUUACUUUGUUAGAGAAAAGAUACUGUCGAGAGAUAUUGUUACAAAAUUUAUGAAAAGUGAUCAACUUGCAGAUAUCUUCACCAAGUCCCUCAUCAGUCCUCGUAUUAAUUACAUUUGUAACAAGCUUGGUACAUAUGAUUUGUAUGCACCAGCUUAAAGGGGAGUGUUAGAAUAUGAAUUGGAAUAACAUAUAGAAUUUUACUUGGAAAGGGAUUGUAAUGUAGUUUCCUAUUAGGAAUAGAAUUGGAAUGUAGUAUCUAUAAAUAGGGUCUCAAUGUAAUAAUUUAGAUACAAAAAUUUUAAUAAUAUUUUCUCCAUUAAUUC
Capsicum annuum is the source of this 2429-nucleotide messenger RNA. Its product is annotated as sodium-dependent phosphate transport protein 1, chloroplastic. Lineage: Eukaryota; Viridiplantae; Streptophyta; Magnoliopsida; Solanales; Solanaceae. Gene Ontology annotation, biological process: transmembrane transport. Bases 172 to 2262 code for a protein of 696 amino acids. Gene Ontology annotation, molecular function: transmembrane transporter activity. The transcript has 9 exons. The record is from RefSeq and is a predicted model, not a curated record.